AUGCCAUGCCUCCGCUACGCACGCGCCUGCCGUUACGCCAGGCCUUCCCCGACCGGCCCCCGUCUGCGAACCACCGCCGUUCCACAUCCGCUCCCUACUAAUCCCCUAAUCCCCCGGCAACAUUGCAUCUGUCCGUCGCGGCGUGCGCCCCAUCGCCACCGCCAUCGCACCAUGUCGCACAUGAGUACAUGCACGCCGUGGCUCAAGCCGUACCUGAUGCACGCGCUGUCGCCGACGCCGCGGUCUUCGUCGCUGGACGGCUCGUAUCUGCAGGUAAUCUCCGCGGUGACGGCCCGGCGCAAGUUGCGCGUGUACGACGGGCUGCACACGGCCGAGGCGGUGCUGUCGCAGGCGGCGGCGUCGAAUCUAGACGCGGACGUGGACGACCUGGGCGUGACUACGCACAAUCUGGUGGGGUAUCUCGUGGCACCCGUGGCCGCGGUCGUCGUGCCGGACGCCUCGACCACGCCGCCGACGGCCACGCUCGUGCUGCAGGACGUGCGCGUGUUUGCCGACCAGUUUGCGCAGCGCCCGCCCGGCGCGCUGCCCCCCGUCGACAGGGACCCCGAAGUCCUGGACUGCCUGAGGGCCAGCGUGGGGAGGAAGCUGGCCACGUUUGCUACGCGCUCCACGUUCGCGAGGGACGAGGUCGAUGCAGGGGACGCCCACCUCGCGGAGCUUACGGACGUCUUCGACAAUAUUUUGGACAACCCCGCACUCCCGCCGAAGGCCGUCGUCGACAACCUGGCCAAUUUUCGUAGCCUACACUCCGACGCGCCUUUGCCGCACAGCCCGGCCGCUGCAGACAAGCCUGCGCCGUCGAAUGAUGCCAAUCCGAGCCCCGGGAAGAAAGAUCUACAAACUACGACAAAUGCGGAGCGCGACGUCUUUGACGAGUCGGAAGACGAAAUGCCCGAGUUGGACAUGCAUCAUGUGCUUGGCGUUCAGAACGGCGAUGACGAGGACAAAGGGGACCCCAAGGGCAACGAGGGCGCAUCGCAGAAUGAUCAAGACAUGAGUGAAAAGAAAAGCAGUGGUGCUGGCGCUGCCGCGGCGGAGGAGAGAGCUGGCGAAGAAGAAGAUGUAGGCGAUUGGGAUAUUCGCUUUUCAAGUCAGGAGCAGGCGGACGUGGAGGGUGGAGAGCAUGAAUGUAUCUCGGGCGAAGCGAUGCCACUAACGCAGCACUUCCCCAUUGAUGAUGACGAGGAAGAGGAUGCGGAGGGGAAGGCUGACGCAGAGGCGGACGACGCUUGCGUACCCGAGAGGCAGCCAGCGUCAAGGGGAGGAAAAGCCGCCGGGAAGAACAUUGGAAACGGCUCUGCCGGGCAUGGUAUUCGGCAUGCGGUGGACAAGGACCGAAAUAAUAACAGAAAAUUACAUUUUCAGAAGAAGGGCGCCACACUUGAUCCGCACAUGCCCGCUGCACCCCCUGAUCUGCAUGUAACGGCUAGUGGUAGCACCGCACCUCACCCCAACGCAAGAGUCGUCGACUGCCCGAAGAGAGGCAUGGACGAAGCGAACAACAACCCGAAUGAGGACAUGGGGAAUGUCGAAGCUAAGCUUGGUGCCCAUUCCCUCCUGCCCACGCUAGAUGCCGCCCCGCCCGCGCCGCACGCCUCCAACCCGCUAAAGGGAAACGCAGAGGAAGACCCACAGGCUGCAAAACCCUCCGCCGAAGCCCAGCCAUCCCGCGUGUCGGAUGACCCCUCCGCAUCCGAAGGCGCGGAGCCAACGGCGGAGAAGGCCCUGGUAGACCCCGAGGACCCCAACCGGAAGGGCGUUGAGGCUGACACCGCCGACCCAGCCGCUGACCCCGACGAAGCGAAAGAUAAGAAAGACGGAAAGGCCCCGCCUGGAAAGGCAGACGACGGAGAAAAGUCAGGCGACGCCAAGCAAAACGGAAAGUCCGUCGCCCCGGAUGCCGAUGCAAGAAACCCUGAUCUUAACCAGUUCCCCUCCACCGCAAAUGAUUCCAUGGAUGUCGAGUUGCCUACUGCCCUAGAAGACACCGCGGAGGACACAAAGGGGCAAACGAAAGAAGUUACGGAGGGCGCAGGCACACCUGUCAAGGUACCACCAGAGACGAAGGAGCCGGUCGAAGAAAAGGAAAUCACCAGCAAAGUACCCGAAACAGAUGACAAUGCCGUCGGGGCCGAACCGGAUACAGGCAAAAAGACCGAUGCCAUAGCCGACCGCACCGGGGCGGAGAAGAAGGGCGCAACCGUGACGGUCGCCGUCGCGGCCGUCGCCACGAUCACCGCCGUCACCACGAUCACCGACGACGUGGCACCCGAGGACAAGCAGGGCACCAAGCGGAAGGCGAGCUCGGCAGUAGAAAACGACGACAACCACCGCAAGCAGAUACGCAGCAACGCCGAACAUCCCAUCACGACAGAAACUGCACUUAAGAAGCUCCGCGCCGAGGCAGAGCUCCUGCGCAAUUUUCGCGCCAAGGUCGACGACAACCCCACAGGCUUCGUGCUCAACCCGGACGCAUUUCUCCCGCGACUGCCGGGGUUGGGUGGUGCCAAAAAAGACAUUCCUGACGCCAAGGAAGUUGGGUCGUUUCCGCCGCCAGACGUGAGCAAUUUCACAAUGGACGGACGGAAACCGGACUCUCAGGAGAUGGCGGUGCCACAAGUUCCUGAGAGCGCCCCAAUGUGA
Molecule: messenger RNA, 2664 nt
Organism: Chondrus crispus (carragheen)
Lineage: Eukaryota; Rhodophyta; Florideophyceae; Gigartinales; Gigartinaceae
Exons: 1
Coding region: 1-2664 (887 amino acids)
Source: RefSeq, a predicted model, not a curated record